Messenger RNA from Scleropages formosus (Asian bonytongue), 942 nucleotides. Its product is annotated as tetraspanin-1-like. The record is from RefSeq and is a predicted model, not a curated record. NCBI's taxonomy places the organism in Eukaryota, Metazoa, Chordata, Actinopteri, Osteoglossiformes, Osteoglossidae. Bases 1 to 942 code for a protein of 313 amino acids. Gene Ontology annotation, cellular component: plasma membrane. The transcript is spliced from 7 exons.
AUGUGUUGCUCUGGCUUUCUUAGAACUGUAAUGAUUGUCUUCAAUGCCAUUAUCUUUCUAGCAGGGAAUAUUAUCCUUGGCUUGGGGAUCUGGGUGAAGGUGGAGAGUGAGUCCCUGGUGAAAGUCCUAUGGAACACAGAAGACACUCCAGAAGGGGCAAACCCAGUAUUUCACAUGGGGUACCUACUGAUCGCAGUGGGUGCGGUGCUGCUAGUCAUGGGCUUCCUGGGCUGCUGUGGGGCCAUGAAAGAGAGUCCAUGCAUGCUGUUACUGUUCUUUGUCAUUGUGCUGCUGAUCUUCAUAGCCGAGGUGGCUGGGGUAGUCAUGAUCUUCAUCUUCAACACUCGUGUGGAAGAGCUGAUCAAUAAGUUAGCCCUUGAGAGCAUUAGGGAGGAUUAUGGGACUAAGUUUGAUCUUACCGGAUUAUGGAACAGUAUCAUGGAAGUGCUGAACUGCUGCGGAUUUUAUAACUACACCGAUUUCACUGGGUCUCCUUUUAACAACAUGACUGCUGGAAGAUAUCCAGACACUUGCUGCUUAAACAGCCCCUGUACUCUGGAAAAUUCUAGAAAUGCGGUACUGAUUCUCCAUUGCUGUAGUGAACUAAGUCAUUUCAAUCCCUCGCCCUCACAGAAAGUGCCUGGCUGCUAUCCUAAGCUGGUGGACCUACUAGAGAGUAACGCUGUCAUUGUGGGAGCUGUGGCCACCGGAAUUGCUGCCCUUGAGAUCAGCGGCCUUGUGACCGUGAUCUUUGGUCUUUGGAUGAAGUACGGUACCACCAGCUUUGUGGCGGCAUUAGAUUCCUACUCCAUGCAGCUCUUCACUGAGAGUUACAUCUACAUGGGAACAGGUUCAACGGUUAUUCUCAUUGGCGCCAUCGGCUUCUGCGGCGCCCUGAAGGAGAACCGUUGGCUCAUUCUGUUGGUGAGAGUUCACUCAUGA